Molecule: messenger RNA, 920 nt
Organism: Alternaria rosae
Lineage: Eukaryota; Fungi; Ascomycota; Dothideomycetes; Pleosporales; Pleosporaceae
Exons: 1
Coding region: 90-560 (156 amino acids)
Source: RefSeq, a predicted model, not a curated record
GUCGCGUCGCAGUAUCCUCAAGCACACGACAGGCUAUUCACCCUUGCAAUGUCUCCAGCCGAUGGAUUUCAAUUUCAGUCCUUGUCCCCAUGCCGUCAGUUGUUUCACGAGCAGCGCGUCAAUGUGCUUUCAGGGGUACACAAGCUAUCAUCCUAAGGUCGAUUGUGCCCGUCACGUGGAUGCGAUAUGUUCACUCCUCGUGGACUGGACCAUUAAGAUUUCGUAGACGCAGCAGCAAUUAUCAACUCUAUAUUGGAUUGCCCACACGAGACAAAAGUUCGUUAUCGAUUAAUCGAAGCCAGUCCGGACACGGUCCAGCCGAAACGCCAUCACCGUGCGCUCGCCUGGCCAUCUUUCACGACGCGUCUAUAUCGCUGUCGCGCGUCCGUCGGCCCUACCGCUCCACUUUGGUUACGAACGUGUUUGCUCUCGCGUUAGCUGCGUCGAUUGCUGCACAAAGUUUUUCUUUUCACCUCCAUCUGGAUAUUGGCGUACGACUGUGGGUCCAUUCGAUCGCUGCCCAAGAACGCGUAGUACAUCAAGAUCUCGGUACGCGUUGAGUGCCUGCGUGUAGAUUGCUCUUGGAGUAUUCACUUCAUUUCACGUAGUCGUGAGCUUUGCCAUGACUGAAUUGUAUGACAUUAGAGCAGCAGCAAGUGUGAAAGAUUUCGUCUCAGCGCGUAGAUAUUACCAAUGAUUGCAGAUUAAUGUGGAAUUGGCUGCAGUGCAGAGGGGCUGGCAGGGCGGAGAAAUCCAAGUUAAAGUGGCAGCCGAGGACAGAAUGUAUGUCAUAGGCGUAAUAAUUGUGCUCGUGCACAGAGGCUGGGAAACGGAUGUGGCCGACGUGACUGAACUUUGGGAUAUGUAUAGCGGAGAAGCGCUGCAAAAGCCCAGAAAAGAACGCAAUCGGAUUAGCUGAG